GAACAGGAAGAAAAAUACUACAACUGACAUAAUAGGCUCUGGAAGAUUUACCGGGCCUGCCUCCAUCAGUAUAGACUGUCAUGCAAUAUCUGGAUGUGUACGACAGAUCGACAAGCACUAAUUUGUGGCCUUAUAUAGGUGUAUUGAUCUGUUAGGUAUAGCAAUCUACAAUUUAUUUUCUUGAAAAGAUAAUGAAACAUAUUCUUUUUGUUGGCUUCCACUGAACAGAAGCUUUUUACCUGUGAUACCUGAGUCACCUGACUAGCAGCGGUGAGAGAAACACCGGCUUCCUCGUCACAAUACUCAACGCUGUGCGAUGAACCUAAGAUGAAAGGUACCCAUUGCUUAACUGUUUGAUAUCAAAGCCCAAACAGACGACAAGACAAUGAGAAGGGCGACCAUUAUAAGGAAGCACCGGGGGCGGGCCCGGAGGACGUCGGCCCCCCUGUACCCAGUGACGCCAGCUCAGCCCCCACGUGCACCCCAUCGUCUUUCGGUUCCCGCCAUUGUCGAGUCUUUGAGUACCCACCGUUUUAUUGAGCAACAGCGUGCAAGAAAUGCUGCCAAAAAUCUGGCUUUGGACGGGGAGAGGUCUCUGUACAAAAGUUCCAGCAGACUGACAACGCCCCUCCCCACAGACACGCCCUCCUCUUAUGGGAGUCUGUUUUCCCAGAUCCAGGAGAACUCCUCGGAUUGUGAGGGACUCUACGACUUCAUCUCUCGGACUUACCGAGUCCUCUAUGGCAGCAUUCUGAGCACCGGGAUCCUGCUACUGCUGUUGGCUAUGCCAGUGUCUAUGUUAGCAGUGGGGUCCACUUACCGCAGCGACUGCCCCCUGGAGCCCAGGGUCCCUAUAUACCUACUGGUGGGAGGGAGCUUUGGUCUCAUCAAGGUUUUCCUGAUGUUGUGGAACCAAAAGAAACAUACCAACGACGCAUGCGUGGAUGACGAUGACGAUGGAGAGACUGAUGACGCAGUGGUGCGCAGAACAACAAAGUUCACAGAGUUCAUUCUGAGUGUGUUUCUGUCAGUGUGGUUCAUCAUGGGAAACGUCUGGUUUUAUAAAAUAUGGAAACCGAACUUUGAACAGCCAUUGCACGAACCUAGCAACUGGUGUCACAUGACAGUGUUUCGGUACACGUUCUAUCAUUUAGUCACGUGUUACGGUCUAAUUGCAUUGGUUGUCAUAACAACGAGCUGUUUCAUCACCUAUUAUUGUUGUAAAAAAUACCAUUACAUCAAAUGAGUCCCAAUAUUAAAUAAAUUUCUUUUUUCCCCCUCAAGUAGUUCUGUUUGACUCAUACACCUGUCAUUAAUUAGCUAUAUGAUAUUGUAAAGAAAACCAAGUCCCAUUUGAAUGCCGGCUUGCCUUACAAAUGGUGCAAAGUCCUUAUUUUUGUAUACUUGAGCUCUGUUAAUAAUAAAAUGAGGUAUAU
Molecule: messenger RNA, 1436 nt
Organism: Magallana angulata
Lineage: Eukaryota; Metazoa; Mollusca; Bivalvia; Ostreida; Ostreidae
Product: transmembrane protein 272-like
Exons: 4
Coding region: 386-1246 (286 amino acids)
Source: RefSeq, a predicted model, not a curated record